Fibroporia radiculosa is the source of this 1638-nucleotide messenger RNA. RefSeq lists its product as uncharacterized. The transcript has 8 exons. Lineage: Eukaryota; Fungi; Basidiomycota; Agaricomycetes; Polyporales; Fibroporiaceae. The coding region runs from base 1 to 1638 and encodes 545 amino acids. The record is from RefSeq and is a predicted model, not a curated record.
AUGGCUUUGGGCCGCUUGACUUUCGCCGCCCUCGCGUUCGCAGCGCGCGGUGUGCUCGCGCAGACAUGGUGUGGCAAGAACUACAUGCAGAGCUCCCCGGUCGUUCCGCCGGGAGGACAGUUCGCUAUCCCUGCGACCUCCUCUGAACCUCUGCUCGCCUUCCGCUGUGUACCCGCGAUCAAGCCCUACCUUCCCGAGGACGCGUUUACCCCUGCGAGCAUCAUCGUCGACACGUACAUCACAUACUCCGAAAUUGCCAACACCGCGCCCAUCAGCCUUCCUGAUGACGGCCUCCUCGGAGACUUGUUGGUCACGGUCGAAGUAGACGGCAUGAUUGUCACUGGUGGGAUCGUCCCGCUGAACGCGACCAAGGUCGAGCUUCCGUUCUCCUUAAUCGGCCUAACCCCGCAGAAAGCGGCACGCGACGUCUCGUGCACGGCCGUGUAUGCUUCGACCAAGGGCUUGCAGACAUUCAAGACCUCGGCGGCCCUGUCUUACCUGCCGAACCCGACUGACGGAAGUGCUGUAACCAAGAUGGACUUGCGGACUGGCGCACUGCUUGCGAAGCCCGCGACUGGCAAGGGCGGUGACUAUGAGCCGGUGAUGGCUGUUGGAUUCUACUCAGGAUUUGACAACUACUUAGCUACGAACCUGUCCACCAUUAACGAGGCCAAAGAAAUGGGGUUCUCCGUUAUCCAUCCUAUCCCGACUUUCGACAACCUUACGCAACUCCAAGAGGUCAUCACCCGGAUGGAGGAAGUCGGCAUCUACUUGAUUACGUACAUGAACGACACUGCGGUAAUGGAGCAAGUGAACAUGAUCAAAAACAGCUCCGCUCUCCUGCUCUGGUACACUGGAGAUGAGCCGGACGGCACGUCCGACCCACUGAAUGCCACAGUCCACGCAUACGACCUCAUUUACGAGCUGGACGGAUACCACCCGGUCUCACUCUGCCUGAACUGCUACGACUAUUAUUGGUCCAACUAUACCGCGGGUGCGGACAUUGUGAUGCAAGACGCGUACACGAUCGGUCUCAACGCCACCUGGUCGGUCGAAUGGAACACCUCAUGCACGCCUGACUUUGGCGACUGUGGAUGCGACGACUGCAAGGGCGACUUUGAAGACAUCAGUAAUCGGAUGGACGUGUUCGCGUACCGACUGUGGGCAGAGGGCUGGGACAGGACGAAGGCCGUGUGGACCGUUCCCCAGGGCUUUGGUGCAGCAGAGUACUGGCGGCGAGAGCCUACCGGUCCCGAGUUUGUAGUGCAGAGUGUGCUCGCGAUCAACCACGGUGGCAAGGGUGUCGUGUCGUGGGACGCACCAACAACGACGGCCAUCUGGGACUACGCCUCGCUACUCGCAAUGGCUUCUCCGACGCUCAACGCGUUCAUCGCAAGUGACAGCGCGACAUUCCAGCACGUCUUUUACAAUCAGAUCGACAUCGGAUUUUGGUCUGUCGACGGGAAGACCCUCGUGCUCGCGACGAACCUGAACUACGCCAAUGAGACAUUCGACCUGGCCACUGUUCCAGGCCUGAGGACCUACCCGGCAACCCAGGUACUGAACAGUGGUGCGGCGCUGAGUGGUAGCGUAAUCGAGUUCACCUCUGUUGGAUCUGGUGGAUUCAUUGUGGGUUGA